Mugil cephalus (flathead mullet) is the source of this 4483-nucleotide messenger RNA. RefSeq names its product catenin (cadherin-associated protein), alpha 1 (gene ctnna1). Gene Ontology annotation, molecular function: cadherin binding; actin filament binding; structural molecule activity. Gene Ontology annotation, cellular component: actin cytoskeleton; adherens junction; catenin complex. NCBI's taxonomy places the organism in Eukaryota, Metazoa, Chordata, Actinopteri, Mugiliformes, Mugilidae. The transcript has 18 exons. The coding region runs from base 204 to 2927 and encodes 907 amino acids. Gene Ontology annotation, biological process: cell-cell adhesion; cell migration. The record is from RefSeq and is a predicted model, not a curated record.
CCUCCUCCUCUUUUCGUCCAUUGUUGGGCAAUAGGCUGAUUCACCCGAAACGCCGACCGAAACUUUUCAGCUUACCAAGUGCCGUGGGAUCAUUUUAAUCCGCUCUCGCAUCAACUUUUUUCGACAUAUUUGCCAGAGGAAGCACUACGACAUCUGUGGCGGACGGUGAAGAGCGCAACUAUCCAGAAUAAAAACCAGACACCAUGACAAACAUCAACACAGCUAACAUCAACUUUAAAUGGGACCCAAAGAGUCUUGAGAUCCGUACUCUGGCAGUGGAGCGGCUACUGGAGCCCCUGGUCACCCAGGUCACCACUUUGGUGAACUCCAGCAACAAAGGCCCAUCUAACAAGAAAAAGGGACGCUCCAAGAAAGCACACAUCUUGGCUGCAUCAGUUGAGAGUGCUACCCAGAACUUCCUGGAUAAAGGAGAGAAGAUUGCAAAGGAAAGUCAGUUCCUUAAGGAUGAGCUGACGGCUGCUGUGGAAGAUGUCCGCAAGCAAGGUGACUCGAUGCGGCAGGCCUCUGGAGAAUUUGCAGAAGACCCCUGCUCUUCUGUGAAGAGGGGCAAUAUGGUUCGUGCUGCCAGAGCCCUCCUCUCGGCAGUCACACACCUGUUGGUGCUGGCAGACAUGUCUGAUGUCUACAAACUUCUAGUGCAGCUGAAACUGGUGGAGGACAAUCUGGUGAAAGUGCGUAAUGCAGGAACGGAGCAGGAACUUGGAAUCCAGUAUAAGGCCUUGAAACCAGAGGUGGACAAGCUGAACAUGAUGGCUGCCAAGAGACAGCAGGAGCUAAAGGACGUCCACCACAAGGACCAAAUGGCUGCUGCCCGUGGGGUUCUCCAGAGGAACAUCCCCAUGCUGUACACAGCAUCCCGUGCCUGCCUGCAGCAUCCUGACGUGGCGGCCUACAAGGCCAACCGUGACCUUAUCUACAAGCAGCUGCAGCAUGCAGUCUCCGGUAUCUCCAACGCUGCCCAGGCCACUUCCACUGAAGACUCAGCACUCAAUCAGCCAGGAGGGGGUGGAGAACUUGCAUAUGCUCUCAACAACUUUGAUAAACAAAUCAUCGUGGACCCCCUGGCGUUUAGUGAGGAGCGUUUCCGUCCUUCCCUGGAGGAGCGUCUUGAGAGCAUUAUCAGUGGGGCUGCCCUCAUGGCAGAUUCUUCAUGCACACGUGAUGACCGCAGGGAACGCAUCGUGGCCGAAUGCAAUUCUGUGCGCCAGGCUCUCCAGGACCUUCUGUCUGAGUAUAUGGGCAAUGCGGGAAGGAAGGACAGGAGCGAUGCUUUGAACACGGCUAUCGACAGGAUGACAAAGAAGACAAGAGACCUGCGCAGACAGCUGCGUAAAGCUGUCAUGGACCAUGUCUCUGACUCCUUCCUGGAAACCAAUGUUCCCCUCCUGGUCCUGAUUGAAGCUGCCAAGAAUGGCAACGAGAAAGAAGUGAAGGAAUAUGCACAGGUGUUCCGUGAGCAUGCCAACAAGUUGAUCGAGGUGGCCAACCUGGCGUGCUCCAUUUCCAACAAUGAGGAGGGAGUAAAGCUGGUCCGCAUGGCAGCAUCUCAACUGGAAAGCCUCUGCCCCCAGGUGAUUAAUGCGGCGUUGGCCCUUGCUGCCAAACCCAACAGUAAGGUGGCCCAGGACAAUAUGGAUUUGUUCAAGGAUCAGUGGGAGAAGCAGGUCCGCGUCCUCACCGACGCUGUUGAUGACAUCACAUCAAUUGAUGACUUCCUUUGUGUGUCUGAGAACCACAUCCUUGAGGAUGUGAACAAGUGUGUCAUCGCUCUGCAAGAAAAGGAUGUCGAUGGUUUGGAUCGCACCGCUGGGGCUAUUCGUGGUCGCGCUGCCAGAGUUGUUCAUGUGGUCACUUCUGAAAUGGACAAUUACGAACCUGGAGUCUACACAGAGAAGGUCUUGGAGGCCACUAAGCUCCUCACUAACACAGUCAUGCCACGGUUCACAGAGCAAGUGGAGUCUGCCGUGGAGGCCUUGAGCUCAAACCCCUCGCAACCUGUGGAUGAAAAUGAGUUCAUUGAUGCAUCCCGUCUGGUGUACGAUGGCAUUCGUGACAUUCGCAAGGCUGUCCUUAUGAUCAGAACUCCAGAGGAAUUGGACGACUCUGACUUUGAGACCGAAGACUUUGAUGUUCGCAGCAGGACCAGCGUGCAGACCGAGGACGACCAGCUUAUUGCCGGUCAAAGUGCACGUGCUAUCAUGGCCCAGUUGCCCCAGGAGCAGAAGGCGAAGAUUGCAGAACAGGUGGCCAGCUUCCAGGAGGAGAAGAGCAAGCUGGAUGCGGAGGUCUCCAAGUGGGAUGACAGCGGCAAUGACAUCAUCGUGUUGGCCAAACAGAUGUGCAUGAUCAUGAUGGAGAUGACGGACUUCACCAGGGGCAAAGGGCCGCUGAAGAAUACGUCUGAUGUCAUCAGCGCAGCCAAGAAAAUUGCAGAGGCAGGAUCAAGAAUGGACAAGCUGGGCCGCACCAUCGCUGACAAUUGCCCCGACUCUUCCUGUAAGCAGGACCUGCUCGCCUACCUGCAGCGUAUCGCCUUGUAUUGCCACCAGCUCAACAUCUGCAGCAAAGUCAAGGCUGAGGUCCAGAACCUGGGGGGAGAGCUGGUCGUCUCUGGGUUGGACAGCGCCAUGUCCCUCAUCCAGGCCGCAAAGAACCUGAUGAACACGGUGGUGUCCACCGUCAAGGCUUCGUACGUCGCGUCCACUAAAUACCAAAAGAGCAAAGGCAUGGAGUCCCUGAACAUGCCCGCCAUCUCCUGGAGGAUGAAAGCUCCCGAGAAGAAGCCUCUGGUGAAGAGAGAGAAGCAGGACGAUGGUCAGACCAACAGAGUCAAGAGGUCCUCUCACAAGAAGCACAUCAACCCCGUGCAGGCUCUGAGCGAAUUCAAAGCCAUGGAUAGCAUCUAGACGCACAACUUCUGAUUCAGCACCACACAAGAUUCUGACCAAUAAGUUUCUAAGUAGAUUGAGCUUGUUGUUCUGUCAAAGAGAAAAGAUUUAAAUAUAUUUCUUCUUUCUUCCUAUAGACAGCUUGUCUGUUUGACCCAUUAUAUUCCUACACUGAGUCACGUCCGUUCCAUUAGUUGGAUGUGCUCUAGUCUGUAGCUUGAUUGCGUCUUUUCUGGAAGAUGCAGUUAGAGGGAAAUCAACUGGAUAAAGGCAUUUUAAAUAUAUAUAUAAAUAUAUUUCCCGUUUCUUCUUCAUGUCCAUGGGAGGAAAUAGAAGAGGUUUAAUAGAUAUAGAAGCUAAUUCCAUGAGGCUUUUGAGUAUUUUGUAUUCUAACCAGUUUUACAGUAAAACUAUAGGGUCUUUGGUGUUUUCCACUAUUUUUUUCGAUUAUGGCAAAAUACCUUCUGUACUGCAAACUAUGCAAAAUUUCACCUGCCUUAUUUUACCUUAAGCAAUAACUUUAGUGAAUUUAAAUGUGCUGGGUUAACUGGUAAGACUUAAACACGGUUUGGUUUGGAACCAAAGUCCAGAUAUUUCCAUGUGCGCCUUCAUUUUUAUAACUUUAUACAUAUUUUGCUACGACACUAUAAACGGAUCAAACAAGUUCAAACUGACUUCAAAGGUGAUUUUCAGUGCUGUAUGGAUAAUUUGUACCACUUUAAUUCUUUAUAACUUAACCAUCUCAAAUGAUAUCUUUUGUUUUUAUGUUCUCAAAACCAAAAGUCACAGAUUUGUCGUCUCAGUUUUGUCUCGCUGCAUAAUUUAAGGCACACUCAUUCACCCGGUUCAGUCAAACUCCUCGGUGUCUGGAAGGACCCAGAAGAGAGCGCGUGUCGUUGCUCUCUGAGGCCGACGAGCUUCAUUAACUGUCAAUGAGACCAAACACGUCCACAUUCAGAAUGUGUCCAAACGGAGGGAUCGAUACAUUUCCUCCUCGCGCCUCAGAGUUCAGCAAGAAACUUGAGGCGAUUCCACUUCCUUUAAAAACCUCCUUUAGUUUAGAUUAUUAAGCUUGAACAAAAAAAUAAUCAGGAUUUUAUGUCAUGCACAAUCUUGAUUAGAAAAAAAAACGACUUGUCAGAUAUGGGAGCUUUAAAACUAAAAUGAAAAUGUUUUUUUUGUUUGUUUUUAUUUACUAAAAGGAAAACCUCUGUGCUGUUUUGUUCAGCUGCGUUGUUCUAUGAGACGGCUUUGGGACCCUGCUGCUUUUGUCUAGAGGAUGAGAACUAGUUCUGUUCAUUUGACAUCUGUGAACUGUAGCAGGAUGCGUAUGUAAGGUUAUUUGACAGGUGGAUAUAUAUUUUUUUUUAACCAAUCAUUUUGAGUGUUAUUGUUUCUGCCCUCCCUGUGCAUCUAUGUGCUGUAUUGGUUGGAUUUGAAUCUCGAGUGAUAUCAAACUACUUUGCUGUGGAUUAUUAUUAUUUUUUUUUUUGUUAUUGAGAGCUGACUUAUUAGUGCACACGUUUCUUAUAUUAAUGUGCUCGCUUUAUAUCUUAAUAAACAAUUAAAGUGAA